AUGGAUAUCAGUAAUGACACUGUUCCAUCAGAAUUCAUCCUUCUGGCAUUUUCAGACCUUAGUGAAUGGCGUUUCAUCCUUCUUGGAUUUAUGCUCAUUGCCUACCUUUUUAUAGUAAUGGGGAAUCUUCUGAUCAUCUUACUUAUUUGCUUGGAACCAUGCCUUCAAACCCCCAUGUACCUUUUUCUGAGCAACCUUUCCCUCCUGGACCUCUGCCAGACUACAACCACCAUUCCUCAGAUAAUAGUGUUCUUGAUUUCAGGGGGAAACACCAUCUCUAGUGAAAGAUGCCAGGCACAACUCUUCUGCUUUGUGUUUUUCAUUGGCACUGAGACAAUUCUGUUGGGUGUCAUGGCUUAUGAUCGGUAUGUCGCCAUCUGUAAUCCCCUCCGCUACCAUGUGGUCAUGAGUCAGAAAAUGUGUGCCCAGCUUGUAUCAGCUACCUGGUUGACAAGUUCACUCAAUGCCACUGUGCAUAUUAUUUUCACCUUCCGUUUGUCUUUUUGUGGUGUCAAUGAGAUAAACUACUUCUUCUGUGACAUCUCUCCUCUUCUAGCUAUCUCCUGUGGGGGCACCUCUGACAGCAUCACAGCAAUGCUGGCCUGUAGCCCUGUAAUGGGGUUUGGACCAGUCAUGUGCAUCAUGAUGUCCUACAUUCACAUCAUCUGGAGGAUUCUGAAAAUGACCUCCUCAGCUGGGAUGAAGAAGGCCUUUUCUACCUGUGCUUCUCAUUUCACUGUUGUCAUACUUUUUUAUGGAAGCUCUAUUUUUACAUACAUCCGACCUCUCUCCAGCUACUCUCUCAAUAAGGACAGAAUGAUUGCCCUUGUUAACAACAUUCUCUCCCCUAUGCUUAACCCGCUGAUCUACACCCUAAGGAACAAAGAUGUAAAGAUGGCACUGCAAAAGCUGAUGGCAAAGAAAUUGGUUUCUUGA
Messenger RNA from Varanus komodoensis (Komodo dragon), 936 nucleotides. RefSeq names its product olfactory receptor 5V1-like. Gene Ontology annotation, biological process: G protein-coupled receptor signaling pathway. The transcript has a single exon. Lineage: Eukaryota; Metazoa; Chordata; Lepidosauria; Squamata; Varanidae. The coding region runs from base 1 to 936 and encodes 311 amino acids. The record is from RefSeq and is a predicted model, not a curated record. Gene Ontology annotation, molecular function: olfactory receptor activity; G protein-coupled receptor activity. Gene Ontology annotation, cellular component: membrane.